AUGGCUACUGGAUGGUCAACAAUUACAAAAGAAAACACCAACUUUGCUCGAUUGUGUAAAUUACUCAUCGAUGGAGGAACUCAUGCCCUUAGAGUCAUUUUUGAUGCCAAACAUCCACCUCACGAUCUAAAGAAACAUUUGAUGGACAGCAGGAUUCAUAAUAUCUUAAAGAAUUUGAAGGCUAAAAAACUUCUACGAYCAGAGCAGUGGAACAGACUGUAUCCAASUGURGGAWYSGCAACAUCURSAGGUUUUGACAUAACUCUYUUAAGUUUACUGUUGCGCAAUAUCUGCAAUUUGCCAACACCAGUAAAAGGAUGGAACGAAGAGCCUGCUACAGGAAGUGUUAACGUGGAAGAUGAUGUAGUAAGGUUGAGAUUAUACCGUAAUAAUCUCUAUGGUCACAUCUCUGAACCAGCUCUAUCAAACGCUGAUUUCAACAAGUACUGGAACGACAUUGAAACUGUUUUGUUAAGACAUGGUGUAAACAAGACAGCCAUUGAUAGUCUUAAGACACAAUCCUUCGAACCAGAAGAUGAAGACUACUACAUCAAAUGCUUAAAAGAAUGGAUCACUAAUGAGGCUGAUAGAGUUAUCCAUGAAGUGAAGGAAUCAGUGAAGGAAUCAGAAAAGAGAGUGCUGGAUGAAUUUGAAAGCGUAAAGGACAAGCUGGAAAAAGUUGAUAGUAAUAUAGAGCAAAAGCUAGACCAACUAAGUCCAACGCGACCUUCAAGUCGACCGACAACAUCUCAAGAUGCGGAACGUUACUGUGAAAAACUAAAGGAAGCAAUAAUAACACAAACCGACGAUCUACAACCAAAAGGAAUGAUYCAUGCACCAAUGAAGACCGACGAUAUUUUCACCAAUGUAGUUGUUCACCACGGAAAGGAAAGAUGUCCAGAACAAAUUCAAUCGAGUGGACAGCACCCUGUACACCGUAAAACGCUGACCGAAAUUAAGCACUGCAGUGAAAUUUUUGCUGAUGAAAACCUGACUUUCUUCCAAAAUAUUCUGGCAAAAAUUCGAAAGCUCAGAAAAAAGAAUCCUAAGAGAAUAAUAGUUUCUGGRGAACCAGGAAUAGGAAAGACCUUGUUUUCGCAGAAACUUGUUAGAGAUUUGGCCAAGAAUUCCAUAUCAAUCCCUGGCGCCAAGUACACUUACCUGAUUCCCUUCAGAUUAUUAAACUCACUUGACAAAGAACUCAGCCUCCAAGAGCUGCUUAAUCUCUCCCCUUUGCUGAACGAAGUCACAAUGAUAGACGACGCGCUAAUGGAAUAUUUCUCUCAGCAUUCAGAGAAAUUAUUGAUUGUCCUCGAUGGCUUUGACGAAUAUAAAAAUCGCGACAAAAUACUCAAAGAUGAUGAAGGACCCAAUGAUAGUAAAGCCAAGAUGCCAGUAACAGCCCUUGUCAGCAAACUAAUCCAAAAAAAGAUCUUGAGUAAUGCAGUGAUCACGGUAACCUCAAGACCGGGCGAAGCCGACGAGCUGAACCAAAAAAUCCACUUUGAUCGCUAUGUGGARAUUUCAGGAUUCUCAGAACAACAGGUUAUUGAAUUUGUUGAGAAAUAUUUCAGUACAAAACCAGAAGAAGUAAAAAACAUGGCACUUAGCAAGGUUAAAGAAAGCGCGCACUACAUUUCAUUUGGUCGCGUCCCUUUCCGUUGUUUGUUGAUGUGCGUGUUCAUCGAGUGGAAAAUCAAAAAACACGAUAAUUCAUGUCCUCUCACACUUACAGAGUUUUAUUUUCAAGUAAUUCAAUGCAUUGAAAAGAAUUACAAUAGAGCAAUACUUAGUUUAGAUGACAAAGUCGCUUCGUUGGUUGUUGACAAAACGCUCGAUAAUUUUUCAAAGUUAGCGGCACAGUUAUCUCAAGAAAAUAGAUUUAGUUUUACCUUACAAGAUUUAGAAAAUCUAAAAUUAUCAGAAAAUGAAUUAUUGUACAUAAAAUCUAGUAAUCUUAUAUUUUGUUAUCCUGUUCCAAGUAAUAAUUUGCCAUUUCAAAAGACAAUCUGUGAAUAUAGCUUCACACACUUGACCAUUCAAGAGUUUUUUGUUGCUCGGUAUUUGGUGAAGAAAGGCGUAAUGGCGGCACCAGAUAGCACUGAAAUGGUGUACGCAUUCAUGAGCGGUUUGUUAAGUUUAAAUGAUAAUAAUGAAUUAAUGGUAGAACUACUAGAGUGUCUAGGUAAACAUUUUGAAGAUGAACACAGACUAAGACUGGUGUCAUUGCGAUGCCUGCACGAGUUUGGUCUUGACAAAAGCUUGACAAAACAAGAACUGACUACAAAUCGUGAUGACAGAUACUGGGAUAGUUAUGGGUGGAUUGUAUUACUUGGUGUAACCGACAUGGACUGUGCAGCAAUCGCUAUGUUAGUAGAAUCCACUGCUACAUCAAUAUCAUCACCACCACACACAUUGUACAUUGUUAACUCAGGGAUUACCACUAGCGGGAUAAAGAGAUUGAUGUCAUCACUCAUAGUUAAAAACUGCACAAUCACUGUACUUUUGCUGGAGUCUUGUGAUUUGAAUGAUGAACACGUUAAGUGCUUGUUUGAAAAAUUAUCAAAAACAAAAAUAACCACGCUAAGCCUGCAGGCUAAUGAAAUAACUGAUGAUGGAGUACAUCACAUCAAAGACUUUCCCAGUAAUCUCACCGAGUUAAACCUGUCUUGGAAUAAAAUAACUGAUGGUGGAGUGGAUGACAUCAUGGUACACUUACCCAGUAAUCUCACCUAUCUAGACCUGUAUCAUAAUAACAUAUCUGCUGAAUGUAAAAAGAAAACUAUACAAUUCUGUAGGGAUAAAUAUCCUGGUCUUGAGUUACACAUAUCGUAGAUAAUUCAAUGUUUGACUCUUGUAGAGUUGUAGUGAUACAAGUAACCCAAACACAACAAAAAUCAAACUAUUUAUUCGUCAUUUCUUAGUUUUCUACAAUUCCCUACAUAUUCUUUUAUACUAAUGAAAUAUAAGCUUAUUAAUCAAGUACAUUUUAUAAAUUUGUAUGAUAUUUUGUAGGUGAUAGGAUCAGUUUUUUAGUUUCAGUAAACUGAACUUGUACAAAUAUGCAGAGAGGACAUGAAAAACUUUCUUAUUAAGAUUUUUUCUAUUGUGUUUAGAAAGCUUGAAUAAAAAUCUUAUUGUAAGCUUAAUUUUAAUACAUUGCACAUAUUUGUAGAAUAAUAAUUUUUUCUAGUUUGGUAUUUUUUAGCUUCAAUAAAA
Molecule: messenger RNA, 3219 nt
Organism: Exaiptasia diaphana
Lineage: Eukaryota; Metazoa; Cnidaria; Anthozoa; Actiniaria; Aiptasiidae
Product: NACHT, LRR and PYD domains-containing protein 14
Exons: 3
Coding region: 1-2835 (944 amino acids)
Molecular function (GO): protein binding
Source: RefSeq, a predicted model, not a curated record